Molecule: messenger RNA, 1310 nt
Organism: Laccaria bicolor S238N-H82
Lineage: Eukaryota; Fungi; Basidiomycota; Agaricomycetes; Agaricales; Hydnangiaceae
Product: GTP binding protein
Exons: 10
Coding region: 13-1119 (368 amino acids)
Biological process (GO): cytoskeleton-dependent cytokinesis
Cellular component (GO): septin ring; cytosol; cell division site
Molecular function (GO): GTP binding; GTPase activity; molecular adaptor activity
Source: RefSeq, a predicted model, not a curated record
CGUUAGCCCACCAUGUCAUUCGCAGGGAGACGCAGGGGAAACAAGGUUAAAAAGGGUGUCCAGUUCACCGUUAUGGUCGUUGGGGCCUCCGGAACUGGGCGUACAACCUUCGUCAAUACCCUCUGUGAAUCUGAGGUCUUGGCUCAUAAGAUUUCCGACGACCCAGAAACUGCACACGUUGAGGAAGGCAUCAGGAUCAAGCCUGUCAACGUUGAAUUGGAGGAAGAUGGAGUUCGCAUUGCGUUGACUAUCGUCGACACGCCUGGUUUUGGUGAUAACAUUGACAACGAGUUCGCCUUUCAAGAGAUCGUUGGAUACCUUGAACGCCAAUACGAUGACAUCUUAGCUGAAGAAUCUCGCAUUAAGCGUAACCCUCGUUUCAGAGAUAACCGGGUUCAUGCCCUCCUGUACUUUAUCCCCCCGACCGGUCACGCGCUACGGGAAAUGGACAUUGAACUUAUGCGCAGACUUUCUCCGCGCGUGAAUGUAAUCCCCGUCAUUGGCAAGGCGGAUUCCCUGACUCCUAGUGAACUGAAAGGCUUCAAGAAAAGGAUCAUGGAAGAUAUCGAAAAUUAUGAUAUUCCCGUAUAUAACUUCCCUUACGAUGUCGAGGAAGACGACGAAGAGACAAUUCAAGAUAACAGUGAACUUCGUGCUCUGUUGCCGUUCGCAAUAAUAGGCUCAGAGGAGGAAAUUGAGAUUGAUGGACAGGCCGUUCGUGCCCGAAUCUACCCCUGGGGUAUCGCUGAGGUGGACAACCCAAAACAUUCCGACUUUAGCCGUCUCAGGAGUGCCCUUUUGAACUCUCACCUUGCCGACCUCAAGUCAUUGACGCAUGAUGUUUUGUACGAAACCUACCGUACAGAGAAGUUGUCUCGAACAGUUCAUGCCGAUACUACUCAGGAUUCCUCUAUUCUCCCAGAGGAGCUUGCGUCGCAAAGCGUGCGCCUUAAAGAGGAACAGUUACGUCGUGAGGAGGAGAAGCUCCGGGAGAUUGAACUCAAGGUGCAACGCGAGAUCAACGAGAAAAGACAGGAGCUUCUCGCCAAAGAAGAAUCUCUUAGGAACUUGGAGAGUCGCCUGGCUGCCCAAGGGUCGCAACCAGAGUUCCGUGAUUGACCGUUCCCAAAAUUGUUUCAGGCUGUGGCUGUAUACCCUUUUCUUAUUGUUGGAUUGCGCAGCGUCGUUCUUUUGAUACGCAUGGAUAAUCAGUACCUUCCUUUCCGCCGUCAUUCCCUUGAUAGGUUUCGUAUUACUUUUGAUAAUCGUAGGAGUUGUGCAAUCGAAUUCUAAUACCAAUACCAAUUAAA